AUGCCCAAGCCGUCGAAAUUGUCCAAAGGCGUGCAGGGUGCAGAGGAUGGUAACCUGGUAGUCACAAGCCAACAAAGUCGGUUUCACGUCGACGCGGUCGAUGCACCUUCGUCGAAAGAUAUCGAUGUCAAGGAUUUGACGCUAUCCGUGGGUGGGCGGGAACUGCUGGACCAUAUCCAUCUGCGCAUUGUUGAAGGCGUUCAUUACGUCCUUGCUGGUCGCAAUGGAACUGGGAAAAGUUCAUUGCUACGAGCACUGGCAGAGAGGCGGGUGCCAGGUGUCCCCAGUAACCUUCGCCUUCUCCUCCUGGGCCAGACAAGGGUCAGCUCUGAUGCGUUGACGGACCCGGUUGAGCCAGAAGAUCCAUCGCGAUCUGUACUGGAUCAUGUGACAAGGAGCGACCAGCGGCGAGAACGAGCCUUGAAAACGGCGAAUAGCUUGUCUGCGGCGAUCGAGGAGAAGGCAGACUCCAAGAAAAUCGUGCAGACCGUACUCGCUCUCAAGGUAGACGAAGCCAAACAGGAAUUGGCAGAGGCCCAAUUGAUAGCUGCUCGCCGAAGUGGUGCAAGAGGCUCAAAGGCUAGACAAGUCCUCAUCGAGAAAGAGAAUUCUCUCAACGCAGCACAGGAACGCCUCGAGCAAUCCAAUAUUGAUGAUGAACAAGAAGCAGUCAAGACUGGCAUUGAAAUGCUGGAGGCUACUAGGCUAGCUUUGGAAUCCAUGGAUGCCGGGAGUACUGAGUCUCGAGCGAGAACGGUGCUUUUGGGCCUGGGAUUUUCGGAAGCACAGAUUGAGAAACAGUUUACUUCUCUUUCCGGGGGUUGGCGAACGAGGUGUGAUUUAGCAUGUGCACUCAUUCAAAAUACCGAUGUUUUGAUGCUGGACGAGCCCACGAAUUUCUUGGACCUUCCGGCUAUUGUCUGGUUGCAACGUUAUGUCGAAACCUCUUUAUCCAAAACUUCGGUGGUAGUAGUAACUCACGACAGAGACUUUGCCGAUGCGGUUGCUCAGGAGUUACUCUUGGUUCGGCUGACCCCUGCAAAGACUCUGGAAGUUUUCAAGGGGAACUUAACCGAAUAUGAGAAUGAGAAACGUCGUCAGAUCCGGCGAAUGACCAAAAUGGCUGCCGCUCAAGAAAAGAAGACCAAACAUAUGGAAGAUACCGUCACCAAGAAUAUCAAAGCUGCAAAACGUACGGGAGAUGACAAGAAGUUGAAACAAGCAGCAUCGCGGAGAAAAAAAAUUGACGAGAGAUCUGGAAUGGAAGUUAGUGCGACUGGAGGACGAUUCAAAGUCAGUGAUAGAAUGGGCUUCUUCAACUCAACCCGAGCAGAGAUAGAGAUUCCUGGCUUCGACCCACCAGUCAACAUCACGCUUCCCGACCAGCCUACCGAGUUGCGACAUCCCGGACCGCUCUUCAGUUUCGAAAAGGUCUCUUUUACCUACCCCAAGUCUGGUAUUUGGCAACUCAAGGAUAUUGACCUAGUCAUGCAUCCUGGCGACCGGAUCGGACUCGCUGGAUUGAAUGGAAGCGGCAAGUCAACCAUGGUCAAACUAUUGAUGGGCGCCACAUCGGGAGGCACCCCGAGACCGACCAAAGGCUCAAUCACAGUUCAUUCCAAGGCUCGAGUCGCAUGUUAUUCGCAGCAUGCUGUUGAAGAGCUCGAAGAAUUGGGAAAGCAACAACCUGAAAAAACCGCAUUGUCACAUCUGAUGCAGCAAGAAGAUUGGACUGGAGAUGAACAAGCCGCCCGGGGGUUGCUUGCGAAACUCGGACUUCGAGGCAAUAUCGUCGCCGAAGUGCCAUUGUCAUCACUCUCCGGUGGCCAAAGAGUCCGCGUCGCCCUGGCCCAGGUGUUUCACAGCUCACCGCAUUUGAUCGUGCUAGACGAAGUUACCACCCAUCUUGAUGCCGACACGAUCGACGGUUUAAUCGAGGCUUUGAAGUCCUGGGAAGGCGCACUUCUAGUCAUCACCCACGACCGGCAUUUUAUGCGGUGUGUUGUGGAUCGAGAGAAGAAUGAAAAAGGUGGCGAUGAAGAGGAUGGCAGUGACAGUGAUGAGUCCGAGACUGCUACACCCGGUGUGGUCUACCACGUGCGUAAGGCGGGAUUGCGCAAGCUUGAACGCGGGAUGCAGCAGUAUGAGGACAUUGUCGCGAAGACGGUGGCGAAGCUGGGCCUUUGA
Molecule: messenger RNA, 2187 nt
Organism: Exophiala bonariae
Lineage: Eukaryota; Fungi; Ascomycota; Eurotiomycetes; Chaetothyriales; Herpotrichiellaceae
Exons: 3
Coding region: 1-2187 (728 amino acids)
Molecular function (GO): ATP hydrolysis activity; ATP binding
Source: RefSeq, a predicted model, not a curated record